This is a messenger RNA of Acomys russatus (golden spiny mouse), 1081 nucleotides long. RefSeq names its product BRISC and BRCA1-A complex member 1-like. Gene Ontology annotation, cellular component: BRISC complex; BRCA1-A complex; nuclear body. Gene Ontology annotation, biological process: double-strand break repair; mitotic G2 DNA damage checkpoint signaling; protein K63-linked deubiquitination. Lineage: Eukaryota; Metazoa; Chordata; Mammalia; Rodentia; Muridae. The record is from RefSeq and is a predicted model, not a curated record.
GCGGCAGCUCCAGGCAGGAUCCUGGCUUCCGCUGUCCCGUCUCCAUCCCACCACCCCGGAGCCAUGGAGGUGGCUGAGGCCAACAGCCCCACCGAGGAGGAAGAGGAAGAAGAGGAGGAGGAAGGAGAGGAGUCUACGUCUGAGCCCAGGCCUCACACUCGCUCCAACCCCGAGGGCGCUGAGAACUGGGCCCUGGAGGCUCAGGCCAACGUGGGCAGCCACAGCGAGGGCGUGGACGAGGCAGCCAGUGUGGAUGAUGGGGCCGCCAGUGUCUUGGGAGCCCGGCCCAAGCCCUGGCAGGUACCAGCACCAGCACCUGAGGUCCAGAUUCGAACGCCAAGAGUCAACUGUCCAGAGAAGGUGAUCAUCUGUUUGGACCUUUCAGAGGAGAUGUCUAUGCCAAAACUGGAGUCCUUCAAUGGCUCCAGGACGAACGCCCUGAACGUAUCUCAGAAGACGGUGGAGAUGUUUGUGCGCACCAAGCACAAGAUUGACAAGAGCCACGAGUUCGCGAACAAUGACUGUGCCUGGCUGUCUGGCCUGACCUCUGACCCACGAGAGCUCUGCAGCUGCCUGCAUGACCUGGAGACAGCAUCCUGUUCCACGUUCAAUCUGGAAGGCCUCUUCAACCUCAUCCAGCAGAAGGCCGAGUUGCCAGUCACCGAGAACGUGCAGACCAUCCCAGCCCCCUACGUCGUGCGCACCAUCCUGGUCUACAGCCGCCCUCCCUGCCAGCCCCAGUUCUCCCUGACUGAGCCCAUGAAGAAGAUGCUCCAGUGUCCCUACUUCUUCUUCGACAUCGUUUACAUCCACAACGGCGCCGAGGAGAAGGAUGAGGAGCUGAGCUGGAAGGACAUGUUCGCCUUCAUGGGCAGCCUGGACACCAAGGGCACCAGCUACAAGUAUGAGGUGGCACUGGCUGGCCCUGCCCUUGAGCUGCACAACUGCAUGGCCAAGCUGCUGGCCCACCCCCUGCAGAGACCCUGCCAGACCCAUGCAAGCUACAGCCUGCUAGAGGAGGACGAGGAGGCCGGUGAGGGGGAGGCCACCGUGUGAUCUGUGACCAGUGACCAUGAGGAGA